Messenger RNA from Phycomyces blakesleeanus NRRL 1555(-), 753 nucleotides. RefSeq lists its product as hypothetical. NCBI's taxonomy places the organism in Eukaryota, Fungi, Mucoromycota, Mucoromycetes, Mucorales, Phycomycetaceae. The transcript has 4 exons. Bases 1 to 753 code for a protein of 250 amino acids. The record is from RefSeq and is a predicted model, not a curated record.
AUGAACUGCCAAACAGAUCCAGAGAAACAGCCCUUAUUGCCCACUCAAUCAGAUGCACACACGCCAUCCCCUGCUAGAACUAGAUCUUUCAUGGACUGGACAUCUCGCUUCAGUCUUGCGGCAACCUUAAUUUGGAUCGUUUGUAUAAUUCAAUCCACAGAUAGACAUGCAAUCUCAGUAACUAGUAACGAGAUGGAGAUGAAGGCCGAGGCGGAAAAUCAAGCUUUAUCCUGCCCUGAUCCUACUUAUCCUUGGUAUGGAGAGUCGAAUCUACCGGUUUCUUCUCAAUACACAAAGCUAAAGGUUGAGUUUGACGAAAUGCAUCAUAUUUCAUUAAAGCUUCCAAAAAUCCAACAGAGAAACAGCAUUCGUGUACAACCAAACAGUACUGUACAAGAAGUUUUUGUUACUUUCGAUAUCAAGACUGGUGAAGAAUACCGGGAUCGAAUUUACAUGAUGCCAGAAUACGUAAACAACGAUACACUUACUUUUCAUAUUGGGCGCGACAACUUUGACGAUGAUUUUGUUUGCUUCUCUGUUAAUAUCAUUGUCGAUGUACCCAGCAAUACCACUCUCGAGUCUUUUGAAUAUUCUACAUUACGUAGUAACGUCAGUAUAUCAAAUAACAUUUCGUCGCCUGCCGGCCUUUCAUUGUCUGUGGUUUCGGGAAGCAUCGAAUUCAAUAACGUCACCUUUGGUGAGACGUUGCUCGCUGUGUCCUCUGGUUCAAUCAAGGGCCAGAUCAAUCUGUGA